AUGACCAUGAGUUCCUACUUGAUCAAUUCAAAUUAUAUAGAACCAUCUUUUCCGCAGUGCGAGGAAUACGGACAGAACGGCUACGUCCCUGUCUCUUCUGACUACUAUGAGCGACCGAAAGAUUCGGGUUUCUUGCAUCACGAAGAGGCACCAUACCCGCGGUCAAGCUACCAAGACGCGAGCUAUGACUACAGCAACGUUCAAACCAACAGCCUCGUCGAUUACAACGAUCGACAUCACUUACAACCUCAGUCCGUUCCCCAAAAUCACGAGUCCCACCUUGGUACCGACAGUUGCGCUGGGAAGGAUUGCAGCCUAGUCAGUGAGUCUCUCCCUGACACUCCGAAAGGAAAGGAGCCGGUAGUCUAUCCUUGGAUGAAGAAGGUCCACGUUAAUUCGAUGACCGCUAACUACUCUGGAGGAGUGCUCAAGAGGUCUCGCACCGCCUACACUCGCCAGCAAGCUUUAGAGCUAGAGAAGGAAUUUCACUUUAACCGGUACCUGACCCGGCGCCGGCGAGUGGAAAUAGCGCAUACCAUGUGUCUAUCGGAGCGACAGGUAAAGAUCUGGUUCCAGAACCGCCGUAUGAAGUGGAAGAAAGACCACAAGCUCCCAAACACGAAGAUCCGUUCCGCGAGCUCAUCGUCCUCCAGUCACCAAGUGAAAACGGACACGGGCCAUCAGCAGCAGACUAUGCUUCCCACGCAAUGUUCAUCAAGUCUUUAGCUGUGGAAUAAUUUGAGCACCAGAAGAACUGAGCAAGAGGGAAGAAGACAGAGCAGUAUUUGGACCGGAACUUGACAGUGCUUCUUUUAAUUUAAUAUUGGAUUUGAAAUCCGCAUUUACCCCUCACCUACCUAAUUUAUUUUGUGAUCCCCCUCAGUUCGGAAACUGUUUGAUUGUUUCUUCUUCUUUUUUCGGUGGAAAAUGGCUUCCAACUUGAAGUAUAAAGGAAUGUUAAUAUUGGAAAGUGAUGUCGAUCACUUCUGUAAAGAAAAGGAAGAGUGUAACAUAUAUUUGGAACGAAUACUCAUCAGAGGAUGGGCAGUUGCUUCGUGCACAAAUCUCAUUAAAGCACAAAUAAUGUAAUUCUGAAGGAAAACCUUAAACUCUGUCUUUCAUGUACCCAAGUGUGUUGUGCAUUGUCUUCCAAGCUGUGAAUAAUCGUGUAGUUAUUUGUACUUUAGUGUCCAGUUUUAUGUUGUAGAAUAUUCGUUAGUAAUGUAAAAGAUAUUGUCAUUGAAAAUAAAAAAAAUGCA
Messenger RNA from Trichomycterus rosablanca, 1259 nucleotides. It is a transcript of the gene hoxa4a, whose product is annotated as homeobox A4a. The coding region runs from base 1 to 726 and encodes 241 amino acids. Gene Ontology annotation, molecular function: DNA-binding transcription factor activity, RNA polymerase II-specific; RNA polymerase II cis-regulatory region sequence-specific DNA binding. Gene Ontology annotation, cellular component: nucleoplasm; nucleus. The record is from RefSeq and is a predicted model, not a curated record. Lineage: Eukaryota; Metazoa; Chordata; Actinopteri; Siluriformes; Trichomycteridae. The transcript has 2 exons. Gene Ontology annotation, biological process: positive regulation of transcription by RNA polymerase II; anterior/posterior pattern specification; embryonic skeletal system morphogenesis.